AUGCUUGUGCUUGCAAAACUCCAGUACUUAGCGUGGUACCACACCGCUUCUCUUUUGUGUGAACCAAAUGCAAGAUCAGUUUUUCUUCAACAUUUCGGCGGUCAAUUAAUAUUUGCAGAAAUACCAUACCAGCCUAUGUUUGACCAUCAUGAUAAGAACACCAAUUCCCAUAUGCUAAACAAUGAAGGGACACGCACUGAAUAUGACAAGCCUGCGCUUACGGGUCUAACCAACCGUAUUUCUUCUGCCAAACCACCAAACUCAUCUGUCUCCCAUCAUAUAUCCGAUGAUGCUGAACCAGUGCCUAAGAGGCAAAAACUAACCAGUGAUGUUGCCGGCCUGGAAUUAGCUCAGCAAGGGUCCACAAAUCAAAGUACCCAGGAUAACUGGAAAAUUCCAAAUGACGAGCUCAUGCAGUCAAUAAGUAAUAUUUUCAGUAUCGCAAUUUCAAAGACUAUCAACAAUGCAAUCGAAGAUGAAGUUCCUCGAGGACUACGACAUACUAUCUUGAAGCAAUUAUCCAAUUGCUGGAGUCAAGACAUGAACCCAGAUUCUUUCCGAUCACGACUCAAAGUUACAAAGUUACCACCUACACUGGGUUUGUCAUUAUCAAACAACCUCCAAAAUGAGAACAUACAAGUUAAAAAUUUAUUGAAUCUGCAAGAAUUAACAGCCAAGAAGAAGAUACUAGAUGUCUAUCUCGCAGAAGAAACCCAACAAGUCAACGACCUAAAGCGCUAUUUGUCCAAAUUGGAACAAGAUUUGGCUCGAGACAAUUCUAAGCUACAAGAGUCCCGAAAUUCAAUUGAAGAUGUAUUGUCCUCAAUCGACACCCAAGUGAGUCAAAUGACACAAGACAUGCAGUUAAAUAAAUUUGAUGCAGUGGGUGAUGAAGGAUUGUCUAUGGUUAACGUUGACUCAAUUAGUGAUUUCAAUCCCAAUACGGAUCCAGAUAUUGCCCCAAGGAUGAAUCAGUUACAAGAGAAGUUGGGUGAAUUAGUUGCAAAAACUACGUCACUAAAGUCAUUUAAUGAUCGAUUGGAGUCAGUUUACAACUUGUUAGAUUGA
Molecule: messenger RNA, 1068 nt
Organism: Lodderomyces margitis
Lineage: Eukaryota; Fungi; Ascomycota; Pichiomycetes; Serinales; Debaryomycetaceae
Exons: 1
Coding region: 1-1068 (355 amino acids)
Source: RefSeq, a predicted model, not a curated record